GUCAGAUUGUCCGGUCAUAAAUUCUGAGCGUUUCGCUCUUGGAGCAUUCAGUGAGCGCACACUGGACACUAGCCGAGGAGUAGGGUUGAUCCGGGCGUUCUGAUCUCACAACCGCAGUCAAAUACACAAGCAAAUUGCCCAAUUUCUGGAACCGUGACGUCAAAAUAAAAAAAAAUCGACAGUUGACACUGCUGACUUUCACUCUUUCCACGUUUGCCGUCCAACCCGGAUUCACGACAAACUUUGAUCUCCUGCUUACAUUGAUUAUACUUUCUGCAGAAAAUGGAAACCUAUAGAACACACAUUGUCAUGUGGACUGUCCUGUGGUUAGUAGAAGUCUUCCUGUGUGCCUCAGCCCAUUUGGAGCCACUCCAAGCUAUUGUGGGACAAAACGUCCUCCUGCAAUGCCCCUGCAAGAAGAGAAACGAGAGAAGGGACAUGAAAUGGCAGUUAGAAGACCAUACCACCAUCCUUCACCACAGUGGAAGUCGUAACACCACAAACAUCGGGGAGGGAUAUCAAAACAGGGUCAGUCUCUUUCAGAAUGAAGAUAAGGAAAACUGUUCCCUGCUCCUCUCAGGCAUCACUGUCGCAGACAAUGGGAUGUACAAAUGCUUCUUUCAAACCGAGACUUUGGUCUACAUUCACAUCACUCUGCAUGUGAUUGCCAGCUACAGUGUCUGUAUGUACCAGAUACUAGACCAGGCUUCGAAUGGUUCUGGAUGGGGAGAGAGGUUCGGGGUGUACCAGUGUAAAGCCAACGGGGGAUACCCAAAGGGCCAGAUUCACUGGAAGAUGGGUGGACAUCCUCUGGUGAACACCUCCAGGAGGGAUGAGACCCACCUGGAUAACUCUACAGGACUAUACAGUCUGAGCAGCAUCCUGACCAUGGAUCGGAGUCAGGGUGAAAAACUGCAGUGUAUGGUGGAGAACACAGACCAGGCUUCUAAACUCAACUCCACCUGCAAGGAAAAGCCUGUAUACAUUAGAGAGAGUCUAUUGGAGAGUCCUGAUAAAGUAGCAGUAGCAGCAGGUGUGUCUGUCAGCGUGGUUGUGACGCUUGUCGCGGGAGUCCUGCUGGUGAUCUUCUUACUGACUAGAUGUCACCGGCGUGAAACGUUAACGCAGAGAGACACAGGGGAAAGAAGUGUGACCCAGCAGUUGAACAUGUAUGAACACUGAGUGUGUGGAGCAUCUUCUCCCUCUGAUACAACAAUCUCUCCUCAAAUGACGGACGACAAAAUGGAGGGAUGGUGACUUGCAACAAGACAAACUUAAAAUAAUGCCUGUGUUCAAAGUAGCAAUGUGGAGCAGCAUUGAGCAAUGUAUUGUAAUGUCAUGUCUGAACCAUAUUCUGUGGCCAUUAUGCAACGAGGCAGGAAGUGAAAGAAGUGGAGAACAGCAGGAUGGGAGAAAUGACUGGUCAAUGGACUGAACAUGAGCCGAACUCAGUAAAUGAAGUCCAGAGAAAUCACAAGAAAUAAAGUAGACCUAAGACAGCCUGUAUAUUAUAGAGUUGACUAACUACAGGUGCAUUCACAUUUCUAAGAAGAGAAGCAGAUGAUACAGGACUACUAUAGAUAACAGCCAUCAUGGAAACUCUUGUUACAUACAUCUACCGCAUGUUCCUGGUGUUACCCAUUUGAAUCAUGUUGAUAAUUCAUGUUGAUAAUUCGCUUUCAUGUACAGCAGUCAUUUCACCAUUUAAAUAUGAAUUUAAUUAUCUGAAUAAUGUGAAGAAUUUGACAUGAUCAAUGUUUUCAUUGCUGCUUAUUAUUAUGACGUAGCUUGCUGUGAAACAAGCAUGUCAUGGAAUGACAAAAGAUGAGUAACACUUGGGUCCAGGGUCCGUUUUGUUGUAUUAUUAACCAUAUUGGUUAAGCUUACAACACAGGAAGAGAUGAUUGGAAAUCAGGGAAAUAAAAUGACUUUUUAUAGGUCUUGUCCCAAGGGACUAAUACAAGUUUCACAUCUGUGUUCAUAUUUAUUUUGUGAGAGAGAAAAACUACAGACAUUAUACAAAUACAUUAUCCGCCCACCUCUCCCCUUUCCACCCACAUGACCUGCUUAUUUGAGUACAAAUAUCAAAGUAGUGAUUUGAAACUGUUAAUUGUUGGAGUCCACAUGUUGAUACUUGGUUGCCUGGGUGUUUAAGGUACAGUGAAGUUAGUCACCAUUAAGCAGUAAGAGAUUGGCAAGACAACGGACUGGUUUAGAUCAAAUGCUUGAUAAUGAUGAAGACAGAUUGCCAAAAGGAGAACAAUCUGUUUGAAGACUUUUAUACCACUUAUAUUUUAUGCUGUAAGUGACAAUACUGGCUGUUUUUCUGUGUGUGAAAGUAUUGUUCAGUUGUUUUUAUGUGUUUGUACUGUUGGAAAGUAGCUGAAAUUCUCUGUCCUCUUCCCUCUUGGUGUUUCUUUUUCAAAUAAACUAUGUACUGUGAAUAUGAAAUGAGAUAAACCAUAUAUUAAAUGCCAUAAUAAACCCUAUAUUAGAUGCCAUAAUAAACGCUAUAUUAAAUGCCAUAAUAAACGCUAUUUUAAAUGCCAUAAUAAACCCUAUAUUAAAGCACAGCAUUGAUUGUCAAUGCUACGCAGAUGAUACACAGCCUCACAUUUCUGUGUCACCAGAGGAUUCUAGCUCCACGGAUACAUUAUUAGACUGUUUUAGUGAGUUAAAUAACUUCCUCCAGCUAAAUCAAGACAAAAACCUAGGUACUUAUUGUUGGAGCCAAAGCACAGCGAGAGAAUCUAGCAGCAUAUUUUAAUUCACAGGCAAUCUAAAGAUAAAACACCAGGUAAAAAAACCUAAGUGUUAUUUUUACAUUCUGAAGUCAAUUUUGAAUCACACAAUAGGAAUGCGACCAAAGUUUAUUUUUACCAGGAACAUUUUGAGGUGUGGAUGUUUCUUUCUCAGGCUGAUACAGAGAGACUCAUCCAUGCUUUUAUUACAUUCAGGUUUGACUACUGUAUUGCUCUCCUGUCUGGUCUACCCAAGAAAGCCAUUGGUCUACUGCAGAACAUACAGAAUGCUGCAGCACGGGUACUGACCACGAUCAGACGGAGAGCACACAUUUCAUAGGUUUUAAGGUCUCUGUACUGGCUGCCUGUGAGUUCUGUAAUGCACAUUGCAUUGCAGUCCAUGUCUGAAAUGUUCUGUAUAAAAAAGCUUGAUUUGAUUAAAUGUCAAAAUAAACACAAUAUUAAAUCCUA
Oncorhynchus masou masou (cherry salmon) is the source of this 3212-nucleotide messenger RNA. RefSeq names its product putative butyrophilin subfamily 2 member A3. The record is from RefSeq and is a predicted model, not a curated record. Gene Ontology annotation, cellular component: external side of plasma membrane. NCBI's taxonomy places the organism in Eukaryota, Metazoa, Chordata, Actinopteri, Salmoniformes, Salmonidae. The transcript has 6 exons. Gene Ontology annotation, molecular function: signaling receptor binding. Gene Ontology annotation, biological process: T cell receptor signaling pathway; regulation of cytokine production. The coding region runs from base 283 to 1182 and encodes 299 amino acids.